This is a messenger RNA of Cydia fagiglandana, 1431 nucleotides long. RefSeq lists its product as uncharacterized. NCBI's taxonomy places the organism in Eukaryota, Metazoa, Arthropoda, Insecta, Lepidoptera, Tortricidae. The transcript has 14 exons. The record is from RefSeq and is a predicted model, not a curated record. The coding region runs from base 148 to 1413 and encodes 421 amino acids.
CAUGCUCUGCACAAAAUUCUCUAUCGAAGUAUUGCCAAUGCAUACAUUUGAAUAAGUAUCACUAGCGGUGGAUAGGCUAGAUGGACAUGUAUCUAAUCUUUUAACAGCAGUUAAUUUCGUUUUAACUUGCUAAAAUAAAUUAUAGUAAUGACGUGCAAAAUACUUAUUUAUUUGGCAAUCGCGAGUUAUAGCGCUGUAUGUGCUGGAACAAUACGAUCAAUCGACCAAAACAAAUUAUAUGCUCCUAAAGAGUGGAAACUUCGUGAAGGCCACAAGUACUUGCGUACGUCAAAAAAUCAAAAGCGAGCCGAUAUCAACCCGAUGGCUCGCCAACUGCAUCCCAAGAUUAUGAGAAUGGUCACCGCUUUCAAGAAACUAGAAGAUGGAGGAAGAUAUGAUAAUGCAAAACACAGAGUAAUCAGCAGUCAAAAUAAUAAACGGAGGAACAAACUGCGUGUGGGAUACACAAGUUUUCGUCCCAGGGGAGGUCGUAUCUUACCCCGUACCCGUACCAAACAUAUUGCACGCAGUAAACCGGAGUCCACUCCCUCCGCAAUGAAGGGCUCUCAAGAUCGAGACAGACAGAUCUACGGAAAUCUGGACAAUCUUGGCAUAACAUAUGAUAAAACAAACCAAAGGAUAAUGUAUAGUGUCAAUAGGAAAAACAACCCGCUGCUUAGAUUAAAAAAAACAAAAAGAAAAUCCCGGCGUGCUCGAAAAAACAAUCAAGAGGAAACCAGACCUGAACUCGAUGACGCAAAUAAUUUAGACGAACUUACUCCUGAAAAUCGCUUUCCAUCGGACGACAUUAAAGAAACCCUUAAUUCUGAAAAGCCGCUGGAUAGUGAACAAGGUGUAGCUCACGAUGAGGUCAGUCGCAACGUCGGGCCGUUGGAAGACACGCCUGCGUCUGCGGCAUCGUUCCCUCACACAAAAGAACGGCUCGUUUACGGGAAUCUAGACAAUCUCGGCAUAACAUAUGGAAAAACAAAUCAACGAGUCAUGUAUAGUCAGAGUAGAAGAAACACUAUACUGGAAACCCUACUGAGGCUGUUAGAUCAACCGUCGUAUUCCCGAGACCGGAGUCAUAAGAAACCUCUCGUUAAAGAGGCUUCAGAUGUCGUUCCAGUUUUAACCAAUACUCGAAGGAAUAACACAAAUGACAGUGAUUCUGAUAGUACCGAUUCGGACACGGCAACUUCCGAUUACGAGUUUAAUCCCCAAAAUCCCUACACUGUGCACAAAAAUCGAUACCUGCAGAAUUAUCUUUGGAAUCAUAAGAUGACCGGAGAUCAUAUGAAUGUUAACCCUUACGCACCUCGGUUCAUUACCUUCGGAGCAACUGCACCCGAAUUAUUUUAUUCCAGAAAAUGGUGGUAUUUUAACCAAGACGAUUUUAUACCAUUCGGUUAAAAUGUUACCAAUUUAGCG